AUGGGUGCCGACGAGGAUCUGUGCGGCACGCAUCCAUGGGGACCCUGGGAGGACGGCAACCUCACGUUGUGCUUCCAAGACGUGGUGCUGGGUGGCGUGUUCUUUGCGUUCAUCGCUCUGUUCGGGUCCUACCGCCUGAUCGAGAUACGCCGCUCCUUCCCGCUGCGGUUCGACCUGCCCACGACGUGGGUCUUUGUCGCCAAGUUCCUCGUGUGCCUUGCCGUGGCGGGAAUCGCUGUCUCGCGCACCUUCAUCACUCUCUUUAUCGACUCUGCGGAACCCUAUGAGCUCCUUUCGGAUGGCAUGAUCGCUGCCGGCUGGAUCUACGCCUCGGCGAUCUACAUGGUCGAGUACUCGCGCGGAUUGCCCAACAACUGGGUGCUGCGUGGGUGGUGGCUGCUGGCCUUCAUCUUCGGCGCUGUUCGCCUGCAGACCGUGGUGGUGCUCAUCGAAGACUAUGGCUGGGAGUGGGACUACAAUGUGUUCUUCGUCGACUUUGGCCUCUACACGGUCAUUUCCAUCCUCGGUCUCUGGUUCCAUGAGGUGCCCGUUACGGCUCAGUUCGAGCGACUGUCCCAGGACGAGGCUGAAAAGUUGCCGCUGGCCUACAAGUCCCUGCUUCACAAAGGCGAAGAGAGGUUCAUUGACGGCGGAGGCCCGUGCCCCGAGGACUCUGCCAACAUAUUGUCGCGCUUCACGUUCUGGUGGUUCGACGAUCUCCUCUAUUUCGGGUUUGAUCAUGCGCUCGCCAUGGAAGAUCUUCACGAGCUGUGCAAGCAGGACCAGUCCCCCGUCAUCGCCGCGGCCUACGAGGCUGCGUGGGACAAACAGCUGCAGCGGCAGAAGCCUUCGUUGGCUCGUGCCCUGUUCGCCUCAUUUGGGUGGCAGUUCGCCUUCGCCGGAGUCUACAAGCUCAUCAACGAUGUCGCCGUCUUUGGUGGCCCUCUCCUGCUCAGCGCAAUCGUCGCCUUUAUUCAGGACAACGAGGACCCCAUGUGGUACGGCUUGCUGCUGGCCGCGCUCAUGCUACUCAGCUCCGCCGUCCAGUCGAUCGCCUCGCAUCAAUACUUUCAUAUUGGCUUCCGCGUGGGCAUGAAGAUCCGUGCUGCGCUUGUGAUGGCCGUCUACAGGAAGGCGUUCAAGAUGAGCGGAGCCGCCAGGCAGCAGUCCACCGUCGGCGAGAUCGUCAACCAUAUGUCCCUCGAUGCGCAGAGAUUGAUGGACCUCGUCCCGUACCUGCACAUGGUGUGGAGCGCCCUCUUCCAGAUCGGCGUGUCGCUCGGCCUCCUGUGGCGCGUCGUCGGUGUCUCCACUCUCGGCGGUCUUGCGGUGAUGAUCCUUUUGAUUCCGGUGAACGCCGUCCUGGCGCGGUGGCUCGGCAGCAUCCAGAAGGAGAUGAUGAAGCACAAGGACGCGCGAAACAAGAUUGUGAACGAGGUCCUGCAGGGCAUCCGCGUCAUCAAGUUCUUCGCCUGCAUCAGCGAAAGACUCAACGCAUCGUUGCGCAGGGAGGACAGCUUCCGCGAGAAGGUGGGAGGCGUGCGAAAUGCCGAGAUGGCCACUCUGCGCAAGAGUGCCUACCUUCGGGCGGUGAGCAGCUUCUUUUGGACUGUGACGCCGCUGCUCGUGUCGGUCGUGACCUUCACCAUGUACUCUCUGCUCGACAACACCUUGGACGCAGCGACGGCGUUCACGGCCCUGUCGCUCUUCAACGUAAUCUCCUCCCUCGUGGAGGCCAACGUGUCCGUCAAGCGCAUGCAGAAGUACCUCCUCGCCGAAGAGGUCGACCCCUUCGCCGUCGAGCGGAAGCCGCGAUCGGAAGACGCGCAGGCCACCAGGGAGUAUACGAAGAAGAGCAAGAGGAAGAGCAGAAAGAGCGCGAGGUCCGGCGACGCCCCCGUGGCGAUCGAGAUCCGCGACGGCGAGUUCCAGUGGGACCAGAAGACUGCCGAGCCCACGCUCAAGGACAUCAACAUCACCAUCCGCGAGGGCGAGCUUGUGGCCGUGGUUGGUGCGGUGGGCAGCGGCAAGUCGUCGCUCUUGGCCGCGCUCCUGGGCGACAUCAAGAAGAACAGAGGAAAGGUGACUGUGCGCGGCGAUGUGGCGCUCGUCACACAGCAGGCCUGGAUUCAAAACGCCACACUCAAGGACAACAUUCUCUACGGCUCCGAAUACGACCACGAGAGGUACGAAGAAGUCGUGCGCUGCUGUGAGCUUGCCCCCGACAUUGCCAUGCUGCCUGCCGGCGACAUGACCGAGAUCGGCGAGAAGGGCAUCAACUUGUCCGGCGGCCAGAAGCAGCGUGUUUCUAUCGCUCGUGCCGUUUACGCCAAUCGCGACGUUUACCUCCUCGACGACCCGCUUUCGGCCGUGGACGAGCAUGUCGGCAAGGCCAUAUUCGACAACUGUGUGGCGGGCGAGCUGGAUGGCAAGACCCGCGUGCUGGUGACGCACCAGCUGCAGUUCCUCCAUCAGGCCGACCAGAUCAUUGUGCUCAAGGACGGCAGGAUCGCCGAGAUGGGGUCGUAUGCGGAUCUGAUGCAAGACGGCAAGGAAUUUGCGUCGCUCAUCAAGACGCACGUCAAGGACUCCAAGGCCAAGGACAACGCCGAAGAAGAGGAAGCCGACGAGGAAGAAGAAGCCACCGGCAAAGACAAGAAGUACCACACUCCUCCACACUCCUCUCCACAAACCCACAAACUCGACGACGAUGAUGAGGAUGAUGAUGAUGACGACGAUGAUGGUGACUCUCACCUCCAUUUGUUUGACAGGGCCAAGGGCGAAGACAAGGAAAAGGAGGAGAAGAAGAAGGACAAGAUGAUGUCCGUCGAGGAGCGCGAGGAGGGAUCCGUCUCGUGGCGGGUCUACUGGGAGUACAUCGUCGCCCUGGGCGGCAUCGUGCUGGUGUCUCUCAUCUUGGCCGCCUACAUCAGCGACCAGGGCUCCUCGAUCAUGUCCAACUGGUGGCUGUCGUAUUGGUCGGACAACGAAUCGAAGAACAGCGUGUGGUUCUAUCUGGGGAUCUACGCCGCCAUCGGCGGUGGCAACACCCUCUUCGUGCUCAUCAGGUCCAUUCUGUUCGCCUACGGCGGCCUCAACUCGGCCAAGAGCCUGCACGAGAAGCUGCUUCACAGGAUCCUGCGCGCGCCGAUGGCGUUCUUCGACACGACGCCCGUAGGUCGAAUCCUGAACCGCUUCUCCAAGGACAUCUACGUCAUCGACGAAAUGUUGCCGCGCACCAUGGGCGUGGGUAUCAUGGUGGUCAUCGCCAUGGUCACGCCCUUCUUCCUCUGCGCCUUCAUUCCGCUGGGCUUCGUCUACCACUACAUGCAGCAGUACUACAUUCGGUCUUCGCGCGAGUUGAAGCGCUUGGACAGCAUCUCGCGUUCGCCCAUCUACGCGCACUUCUCCGAGACCCUGGCGGGCAUCUCGACCAUCCGCUCCUACGACCAGGAGGAGCGCUUCGUCACCGAGAACCAAAGAAAGCUCGACGAGAACCAAAAGGCCUACUUCGCAUCGGUGGUGGCCAACCGAUGGCUCGGCAUCCGCGUUGAAUUCAUUGGCACGUGCGUGGUGUCCCUGGCUGCGCUGUUCGCGGUGCUGGAGCGGGACAACAUCGACCCGGGUAUGGCCGGUCUCUCGCUCACCUACGCCCUCAACAUCACCGGCGUGCUCAACUGGGUGGUGCGAAUGUCGACCGAGGCGGAGACGCAGCUGGUGAGCGUGGAGCGUGUGAUCCAGUACAUGAAGGUCGAGACCGAGGCGCCGGCCGUGGUCCUCGAGACCCUGCCUCCGCGCUCGUGGCCCGAAAAGGGCGCCAUCGACUUCAAAAAUGUCAAGCUCCGCUAUCGACCUGAGCUGGACCUGGUGCUAAAGGGAAUCAACGUCAGCAUCAAGCCCAAGGAAAAGGUGGGCGUCGUCGGCCGAACGGGCGCUGGCAAGAGGCACACCACUUCCCCCUCUAACCCCCCUUCCCUUAUGUUGGCUCUGUUCCGAUUGGUCGAAGCCGCAGAAGGCGUGGUGGAGAUCGAUGGCGUCAACAUCGCCACCCUCGGUCUCGACACCCUCCGGUCCCGUCUGUCCAUCAUCCCUCAGGACCCGACGCUCUUCACGGGCACGAUCCGAAGCAACCUCGACCCGUUCGAGAAGUACACGGACGAGGAGAUCUGGUACGCCCUCGAGAAGGUCCACCUGAAAGAGGCCGUACAGGCCAUGGGCGGCAUCGACUCCGCCGUGUCCGAGUUUGGCGAGAAUUUGAGCGUGGGCCAGCGCCAGUUGAUGUGCCUGGGCCGUGCGCUGCUGCGAAGGGCCAAGAUCCUGGUCAUGGACGAGGCCACUGCUGCUGUGGACUACGAGACGGAUCGGCUCAUUCAGGAGACUAUCCGGGAGGAGUUCGUCGAUGUGACCGUGCUCACCAUCGCCCACCGCAUUCAGACCAUCAUCGACUACGAUCGAGUCCUCGUGCUCGACAAGGGCCUGGUGGUCGAGUUCGAGAACCCGACGCAGCUGCUCCAGAACCCGGGUUCCGUGUUCUACUCGAUGGUUCACGCUUCGGGCACCACCGAGCACUGA
This is a messenger RNA of Acanthamoeba castellanii str. Neff, 4572 nucleotides long. Its product is annotated as multidrug resistanceassociated protein, putative. Gene Ontology annotation, molecular function: ATP hydrolysis activity; ABC-type transporter activity; ATP binding. Gene Ontology annotation, biological process: transmembrane transport. Lineage: Eukaryota; Discosea; Longamoebia; Acanthamoebidae. Gene Ontology annotation, cellular component: membrane. Bases 1 to 4572 code for a protein of 1523 amino acids. The record is from RefSeq and is a predicted model, not a curated record. The transcript is spliced from 42 exons.